ACUCUCCACAAAGCUAACCAAAUCUCCAUAUUUCUUCUCCGUUAACCGUAACAGCCAAACACAGAACUCAAUGUCUUCAUUUCCUUUCUUCCUCUUGCUCCUCUCGUUCUCCGUCUUCACCGAUGCAGCGGGUCAGUUCGGGAUAAACUACGGCAGAGUGGCGGAUAAUCUACCGACGCCGACCAAAGUUGUGGAGCUUCUUAAAUCACAGGGGAUCACACGUGUUAAACUAUACGACACUGAGUCUACCGUUUUGAAAGCACUUGCUGACUCAGGUAUAAACGUCGUCGUUGCGCUUCCUAAUGAGCUUCUUGCUUCUACAGCAGCAGAGCAAUCCUUUGCUGAUAACUGGGUGCAAUCUAAUAUUAUUCAGUAUCAUCCACAAACUCAAAUUGAAGCCAUUGCUGUCGGUAAUGAAGUUUUUGUUGACCCCAAAAACACUACUAAAUUUCUUGUCUCCGCUAUGAAAAAUGUUCAGAACUCUCUGGUUAAGUUUAAUCUUUCUACCAUAAAAGUUUCAUCUCCUAUUGCUUUAAGCGCUCUCCAAAACUCAUACCCGUCGUCAUCCGGGUCGUUUAAAACCGACUUGAUUGAACCCGUUUUGAAACCCAUGCUUGAAUUCUUACGAAAAACUGACUCGUAUUUGAUGGUUAAUGCCUACCCGUUUUUUGCUUACGCUGCUAACUCUAAAGAAAUAUCGUUAGACUAUGCCUUGUUUAAGGAAAAUUCGGGCGUUGUGGAUUCGGGUAACGGGUUGAAAUAUUAUAGUCUUUUAGAAGCCCAACUCGACGCCGUUUUUGCUGCUAUGAAAGCUGUUCAAUACGACGACGUGAAGCUGGUUGUGACAGAGACUGGGUGGCCUUCCAUGGGUGAAGAGAAUGAGAUAGGCGCAAGUUCUGCCAAUGCGGCGUCGUAUAAUGGCAAUUUGGUAAAAAGGGUGCUGACGGGGAAGGGGACCCCACUAAGACCAGAAGAUCCACUCAACGUUUACUUGUUUGCUUUGUUUAAUGAGAAUCAGAAAACGGGACCCACAUCCGAGAGAAAUUAUGGUCUAUUUUACCCUAAUGAGCAGAAAGUUUACGAUAUACCACUCACACUGAAAGAAUCGUCAACGCCGGUCAACCAAAACAAGACUCAGACUCCUCCGGUGAAUGACGUCGGCGGCGAGGUCUCUAAGGCGGCGGUCGGACAAACUUGGUGUGUGGCCAACGGACAAGCUGGAAAAAAGAAGCUACAGGCGGCUAUUGAUUAUGCCUGUGGUGAAGGCGGAGCUGACUGCCGUCCGAUUCAGGACGGUGCCACGUGUUAUAAUCCUAAUAGUAUUGAGGCUCACGCUUCUUAUGCAUUUAACAGUUAUUAUCAAAAGAAAAACCGUGCUGCUGGCACGUGUAGUUUUGAUGGUGCGGCCUAUGUGGUCACUCAGCCUCCUAGAUAUGGAAGUUGUGAGUUUCCAACGGGGUACUGAUUGGACAAAGAAGUGGAGGAUUUAUUCUUUUUUUCUUUCUCACUACAUGUUUAUUUAGAUAUUUAGGAAACUAUUUAUUUCUUUCCCUAUUUUGUAUUUAUUGCUAUAUAUAAAUUAUUUUUAUUUUAUUGA
Molecule: messenger RNA, 1597 nt
Organism: Mercurialis annua (annual mercury)
Lineage: Eukaryota; Viridiplantae; Streptophyta; Magnoliopsida; Malpighiales; Euphorbiaceae
Product: glucan endo-1,3-beta-glucosidase 12-like
Exons: 3
Coding region: 71-1465 (464 amino acids)
Biological process (GO): carbohydrate metabolic process
Cellular component (GO): plasma membrane
Molecular function (GO): hydrolase activity, hydrolyzing O-glycosyl compounds
Source: RefSeq, a predicted model, not a curated record